Messenger RNA from Rosa chinensis, 2235 nucleotides. Its product is annotated as homeobox protein knotted-1-like 3. Gene Ontology annotation, cellular component: nucleus. The record is from RefSeq and is a predicted model, not a curated record. Lineage: Eukaryota; Viridiplantae; Streptophyta; Magnoliopsida; Rosales; Rosaceae. The coding region runs from base 319 to 1665 and encodes 448 amino acids. Gene Ontology annotation, biological process: regulation of DNA-templated transcription. The transcript has 6 exons. Gene Ontology annotation, molecular function: DNA binding.
UCUCUCUCCUCUCUGAAACAGGCCCUCCAUCCCUCACAUGCGUUAAUAGAAGAGCCCAUAUAAACCAUGAAGCCUAAACUAAACCCUUUCAAAUUUUCACACACACACACACACUCUCUCUCUCUCUCUCCCCUUAAGCUCUGAAACUCUGAUCUCUCCAUCUCUGAAUUCUUAAAACAGUACUCAUGCAUACAUAGAUUCAAUACCUUUCACACAGCUGCACAACCCUCACAGCUUCUUCUUCUUCUAUGACCUCAGAAUUGUCGUCGACUAGUCUUCUUCUCUGUUAAAUCAGUACAAGAAAACAAAAGUUGAUCCAUGGCGUACCACAACCACCUCUCUGGAGACUUACCUCUCCACCACUUCACAGAACAAGCCCAACAGCAGCAGCAACAGAGCCAGUCCUUCGUGACCGACCAACCCGACCCAAAUUCCAAGUCCACGGAGCCCCACCACCACCCGUUUCAGACCGCUCCGAAUUGGCUGAACAGCGCCCUCCUCCGCACCCAGUACGCCGCCACCACCUCCGGCGCAGACGCCAGCAACGCCGGAGGAGGAAGCACUAAUUUUCUCAACCUCCACACGGCCUCCGACUCCACCGCCGCUUCUCAGGCCUCCAACCAAUGGCUCUCCCGCCCGAUCCUACAGCGCAACCACAGCGACGUCAUCGACGACGUCGCUGCCGGCGCCGGCGACUCCAUGAUGGCCGGCGCCAUGUCGCACGACUCCGCCGACAUGAAAAACGACGCCGCCCUGAAUAACAAUAACAAGAGCGAGGGCGGAGUCGAGAGCGGCGGCGGAGGAGGAGGAGGAGGCGACGGGGUCAUCAACUGGCAGAAUGCGAGGCACAAGGCGGAGAUUCUAGCUCACCCGUUUUACGAGCCGCUUCUCUCGGCACACGUGGCGUGCCUGAGGAUCGCCACGCCGGUGGACCAGCUUCCGAGGAUCGACGCUCAGCUAGCUCAGUCGCAGAAUGUGGUGGCUAAGUACUCCGGUUUGAGUCACGGCAUGGUCGCCGAUGAUAAGGAGCUUGAUCAGUUCAUGAGGCACUAUGUUUUGUUGCUAUGUUCUUUUAAAGAACAACUGCAACAACACGUCCGUGUCCAUGCAAUGGAAGCAGUGAUGGCUUGCUGGGAGAUUGAGCAAUCACUACAGAGCCUGACAGGAGUUUCCCCCGGGGAGGGUACGGGAGCUACAAUGUCCGAUGAUGAUGAUGAGCAAGUAGACAGUGAUGCAAACUUGUUUGAUGGAAGUAUGGACGGCCAUGACAGUAUGGGAUUUGGCCCUCUCAUCCCGACAGAGAGCGAAAGGUCCUUGAUGGAGCGCGUAAGGCAGGAGUUGAAGCAUGAACUGAAACAGGGUUACAAGGAGAAAAUUGUAGACAUAAGGGAGGAGAUAUUGCGCAAGAGAAGAGCUGGAAAGCUUCCUGGUGACACCACCUCUGUCCUGAAAGCUUGGUGGCAAUCACAUUCCAAGUGGCCAUAUCCAACUGAGGAAGACAAGGCUAGGUUGGUGCAAGAAACUGGUUUGCAAUUGAAGCAGAUAAACAAUUGGUUCAUCAAUCAAAGGAAGAGGAACUGGCACAGCAAUCCUUCAACCUCCACGGUUUUGAAGAGCAAGCGCAAAAGUAAUGCAGGUGAAAACAGUGGUGAUCGAUUCAUAUAAAUUGGGAAAGAUAGUGAGAACUGUCUGCAGAUGAUGAUCUUAGUUGAUGAUGCUUCCACUACAGCGAUAAUUCCAACAUAGAAAUGAUAGCUUACGCCUGAUGAAAGAAGACUACAGGGUUCAAGUGCAAGGAAUUAUCAUCAUUUGUUUCAACAGAAAGAGAAAGGCUAACACUGAUUUUGAGCAAUCGAUAUACAGGUAUGCUCAAGUGCUGCAUUGGGUGAAAUGCAUGUAAUAUCAUAUCACUAGGAAUUCAGUAAUUAGGAACUAUGUUACUGCUGAAAAACCGAAUUGGAUAGUCCAAUAGAGGGCUUAUCAUUUUUGUUUAAUCUUUAUUAUAUGUGAAUAAGGAAAGUGGGGUAUUUUGUGGGUGUACAGUGUAGUAGCCUGAACAGUGGUUUCUUGCAUUACACUGGUGAUUAUAGCGUUUCAGGCAUUUUGUUGUAGAGCUAAGCUUGUAGUAAAUAAGGUAUAAAAAUUUAGCAUGGAGAUGCUGCUUCAAUUUCACCUUUGAAAUUCAUAGGAUUCUAUUGCUUUAUGAAUAAUGCCUCGUUGGGCGCUUGAAAGGUA